AUGGCUGCAGUGACUGCUAUUCUCGCCUUGGCCGGCAUGGCCGCCGGUGCUACCAUCACCACCACUGAGCCUGCUCUGGCUGCCAUUAAGGCUGCUCAGGCGACCACUGUGCCCGAGACCUGGUCUACCAACGUCACGGGUAAGGCUUUCGACCGUUUCUACCAGGUCUGGUUGGAGAACGUCGACUAUGUCAAUGCUGCCAAUGACACCAACCAGCAGUGGUUGGCCAGCAAGGGUAUUACCUUGACCAACUACUACGGAACUGGUCACCCUUCGCAGCCUAACUACGUUGCUGCUGCCAGUGGUGACAACUACGGAAUGGACAAUGAUAACUUCCACGAUAUUCCUUCUAACGUCUCUACCCUUGCCGAUCUGCUCAACACCAAGGGUAUCUCCUGGGGAGAGUACCAGCAGCACAUGCCCUUCCCCGGUUACCAGGGCUACAACUACUCCAACCAGGUCACCUAUGCCAAUGACUACAUGCGCAAGCACAACCCAUUGGUUUCCUUCGAUUCCGUCUCCAGCAACGACACUGCUCUGCGCUUGAUCAAGAACUUCACUUCUUUCACCGAUGAUCUCGAGAACGAGGUCCUCCCCCAGUGGGCCUUUAUCACUCCCAACAUGACUAAUGACGCUCACGACACCAACAUCACCUUCGGUUCCGAGUGGCUCCGUAGCUUCGUUGAGCCCUUGAUGAACAACACCUACUUCUGGGACAACACUCUGCUUCUGUUGACCUUCGAUGAGACCGAGACCUACGAUGUCCCCGAGUCCGAGGUUUACGCUGACCGUAACCGCGUCUUCAGCAUCCUGCUUGGUGGUGCUGUUCCCGAGGACCUCGUUGGUACCGUGGAUGACACAGUCUACACCCACUACUCCACCAUUGCCACCAUCUCUGCUAACUGGGAGCUCCCCUCUCUGGGUCGUUGGGACUGUGGUGCCAACAUCAUCGAGUUCGUCGCUGACAAGGUUGGCUACACCAACUGGGAUGUUGACAACUACAACCUCUACAUCAACGAGUCCCUGCCCGGUCCUCUCUCCGAGUCCGACUACUCCGUCUACCGUGCUAGCUGGCCCAUUCCCGCUACCAACGAGACCUGCUCCGCUGGUUACGGUAUCCUGCAGGCUGUCAAGGACACCUACAGCGGUAUGACCCCCACUUACAACUACACCGCUCCCUUCCCCUACGAUGCUGGUUACGCCUUGGACGUUGGUGUCUCUUACUCCCGUAACGGUACCACCUACGUCUCUGGUGUCAACGGUACUGGUAUCUCUGUUCACGACACCUCCAACGGUACCGCCUCCACCUCUUCCUCUGCUUCCUCCUCUUCUGCCGCUGCUGUCUCUGGCGCUGGUAUGAACAUGCCCGCCAUUGGCUCCGUGGCUGCUGUUAUGGCUGCCCUCGUUAGCUUCCUGUAA
Messenger RNA from Penicillium malachiteum, 1419 nucleotides. Its product is annotated as acid phosphatase PHOa. The transcript has 4 exons. The record is from RefSeq and is a predicted model, not a curated record. Gene Ontology annotation, molecular function: hydrolase activity, acting on ester bonds. Bases 1 to 1419 code for a protein of 472 amino acids. Gene Ontology annotation, biological process: phospholipid catabolic process. NCBI's taxonomy places the organism in Eukaryota, Fungi, Ascomycota, Eurotiomycetes, Eurotiales, Aspergillaceae.